Messenger RNA from Trichechus manatus latirostris (Florida manatee), 1260 nucleotides. RefSeq names its product calreticulin-like. Gene Ontology annotation, molecular function: calcium ion binding. Gene Ontology annotation, cellular component: endoplasmic reticulum; endoplasmic reticulum membrane. Lineage: Eukaryota; Metazoa; Chordata; Mammalia; Sirenia; Trichechidae. Gene Ontology annotation, biological process: protein folding. The record is from RefSeq and is a predicted model, not a curated record. The transcript is spliced from 9 exons.
AUGAAGGGGCUGCUGUUGCUGCCGCUGCUGCUGGCGGCCUGCAAGCUGUGGCCGCCGGUGCAGCGCCAGGUCUGCUUAUGGGAGGAGUUCGAAGAUGGAGAUGGAUGGAAAAACCGAUGGGUGGAAUCUAAACAUAGUCCGGAUUAUGGUAAAUUUCAGCUCACAGCAGGAAAAUUUUAUGCAGACAAAGAAAAAGCUAAAGGUCUCCAGACCAGCGAAGAUGCCAAGUUGUACGCCCUCUCAACCAGAUUUAAGCCAUUCAGCAAUGAAAAUGAAAGCGUGGUGGUUCAGUUUUCAGUAAAACAUGAGCAAGGCAUCAAUUGUGGUGGUGGAUAUGUGAAACUCUUCCCUGACACUCUGAACCAAGAGGAUAUGCAUUCAGAGUCUGAGUAUUAUAUCAUGUUUGGCCCUGACAUCUGUGGCUUUGGCAACAAUAAGGUACAGGUCAUCCUUCAUUACCAAGGGAAAUACCAUGGGAACAAUAAGACCAUCGAAUGUCGGAUCAAUAAAGACACUCACCUAUACACUCUAGUCAUUCGUCCCAACGCUACUUAUGAGGUCAAAAUUGUUAACCAGCAAAUGGCAGCCGUGGAUCUGGAGGACGACUGGGACUUCUUGCCGCCCAAGAAGAUAAAAGACCCCUAUGCCCAGAAACCAAGGAAAUGGGAUGAGCAUCUGCAAAUAGAGGAUCCUGAAGAUGAGAAACCUGAGGAUUGGGAUGACUUUGAGUACAUCCCAGACCCAGAGGCCAAGAAGCCGGAUGACUGGAAUGAGGCAAUGGAUGGGAAGUGGGAAGAGCCCCUGAUUCCAAAUCCCAAGUAUAAGGGGAGGAGUCUCUCUUUCCAAUAGGGACAAUGGAAGCCUCGGAUCAUUGACAAUCCUAAUUACCAAGGGGAGUGGAUUCAUCCAGAAAUAGACAACCCUAAAUAUAAGCCUGACCCCACCAUUUGUCACGAUUAUAACAUCAGUGUUCUUGGCCUGGACCUUUGGCAGGUAAAAUCAGGCAGCAUCUUUGACAAUUUCCUUAUUACAAAUGAUAAAGAGUUUGCUGAAGAAGUUGGAAACAAGACCUGGGGAAUAAGAAAAGACUUAGAGAAGCAAUGGAGAGAACUGUAUGAAGAAAUGGAGAAAAGAAAACAGGAAGACGAGGCUGAGAAAAAAAAGGAAAUGGAGGAGGAAGGGGAAGAUGAGAUCUGGGGAAUCGAAGAACAGGGAGUGAAGAGGAUACUGCUGAAGAGCUGGGAAAUGACAGGCCGAUGA